Lolium perenne is the source of this 5852-nucleotide messenger RNA. RefSeq lists its product as uncharacterized. Gene Ontology annotation, biological process: negative regulation of transcription elongation by RNA polymerase II. The record is from RefSeq and is a predicted model, not a curated record. Lineage: Eukaryota; Viridiplantae; Streptophyta; Magnoliopsida; Poales; Poaceae. Gene Ontology annotation, molecular function: histone reader activity.
GUUGGGAGCUGCUGCGGUUGGGUACCUUUUCUUCGUUGCCAGAGCAGAGCAGUUCUUGGAUCUAGCAGACUGCUGCAAGGUAAUAUGCUUGAUAAUGUGCAUCCUCCUCUCCUGUAUUAUGAUCUUGUUGGUGCUGGCUGCCUGGCUUGCUUCUAUGUAUGUGCAUGCGUUGUUGUUCCCGUGCUCUGUUAUGAUUCGGGGUGAGAAGUCUGACUGCUGGAAGGAUUUGCAGUCGGUGAUCUAGUUUGCUGGGGAAUUGAUUGACUGGAGUGGGAUUUGGAUCCAAGAUGUUGCAGAUCUAUUAGGUGCUGCUCGAUCUGACAACACAUAAGAACAUGCUUGCCCAGCACACGCAGUGGAGAUUGGUCUGAUUAAUCCAUGCGCUACUAGGAAAUAUGUUAUAGCAAAAUGUGUACUGCCCGUGCCAGCAAAUAAGUGGUAUGGUAGUGCUAUUGGGUACGUACGUCGGCAGUAAGGCGUACCGAAAGUGUCGGUACGCUGGUGGUAUUGCGGGCAUGAUCCCUUUUUGGCCCGCCUGGCGGUAUAUAUUUAGAACUGGCGUCGCAAAGGGGCGCAAAGGGGUACGCCGGCGGUAGUACACGCUCAAAAAAAUGGCAAAAGUGGGCCACACACACGACCAAGACACACGUUACCCACUACGCACCGCACCAUCCGCUCCACCUUCUUCCCCCUCUCUCUUAUCUUCUCUUCCUACCUCCCUCCCUAGCUCCCUCCCUCCGGUGCUGCUCCGUUUGCACAUCUAGACCACAGAGGCGACGCCCUAGCUCCUUCCCUCCAUAUGUAGAUUCGGUGGAUCAGGCAUGGAUUGAGUGGGGGGAAUUGAGCGGCAUGGAGUAGGAGAGGAACGGAGAAUCGGUGGCAACGGGCAUGGGCUUGGUGGUACUGCUGAAGUGCGUGGCGGGGAGCUCCAAGGCGGAGGAGUGGGGCAGCGACGUGGUGCACAAGGGGGGCAUGGUGGUGCUCUGGGUCGGGCUUGUGGCCGGUUGGUGGUUCGUGGCCUUGGAUGCCAUCUUUUGUUUUACAUAGUUACCACCAGUGUGGUACCUUCGACACGCGCGCUGGCGUUAACCAUAUUUGGUCCUUUCGUCGUAGUGAUGGUUUAUCACAUACUUCACGGAUCAUGUUACACUGUUCACUACGGCCCUUGUGCAUGUGAAGAUGUGACAUACCCCCGUUUAAUCUAGGCCUUACCUAAUGCAUGUUCGCAAGCCAUGAGCACUAACUCACUUCUUGAAAUAGAUAGAUUAUUAUGUAUGUUUGUCUCCCAAUUGUUUUAUAUUGUUAAGUGUGUUCUUGUAUUCAGGGUGCGUACCUUCUGCCUCUUUAUGUAGUUGAUUUUAAGCAUCAUGCACUUUUUCAUACUUUUUGAUGGUUCCUAGGUGACACUAAUUGUUAAGCCUGAUUUAGACCAAUAGUGAAGUUGCAGCGAAAUAAAAAUAUGUCUAUACAUUUAUAUUUAAUUGAUUUGUAGCAUAUAAUUGUCAUUGUUGCUUUUUUAUUUCAUUUUUAUUAUAAUAUCGUAUAUACUAUAUUAUUACAAAUAAUUAGAAUUUAUAACUUUGUCCUUAAUCAAACUUCAUAAAAUUUGAUUAGAACAUUGUCUGUAAACAAUAUUAAGUUUUAUAAAAGUUCUCAAAUAGAUUGGAGCUGAGAGACUAAAUGCUUGCUUAAAUACAUCAAUUAACAAAUCAAAACAUCCCUUACGCUCUGUUUGGAUGUUUGCAUUGGGGAGCUAGACAUUGUAUUUGGUUGAAUGUCCAAUACCUAGGAUAUUGAUAUUGAGAGCAAAUAUCAAUAUUUCUGUUUGGAUGUGUUAGAUAUUCAAAACCUAGACUAGAUAUUGAAGGUGAAUGCUAAAUUUGUUUGGCUAUCUUUUUUCAUUAUAUCAAAUUGGGUCAUCUUUUAGCUUUAUGAUGGAUUUGAUAAUUUGUAACUGAAAGAGCCCAUAUCAAAGUGAAGGGUUGGAGCUCAACCCAUAUGGUGAUGUGGCACAUAAUAGAUGGCACAUAAGAAGUGAGCCUAGCUCACUUGGUUAGGGAAGUGGAUGUACGACCUAGCCACCCAGGUUCAAGUCUCCAGUGACGCGAAUUUGGGUUCUUAUUAUUUAAAAAUAAAAUCACUGUAGGGGCUUCCCCUACUGUAUUCCUUUCAAAAAGAUAAACAAAAUCUCACAUAAAGUACAAAUUUUUGGGUGCCCUAAUAAAGAGUUUUACAUUUUGUCUUACAUGACCUUUUCUUGCGAGAUCUUUGACAAAACAUUGACAAUGUGCAAUCUACUCAACUUUUAAAUCACAUCACCUAAGAUAUUUGGUUGAAGUGGAAUCUACUCAAAAGUUCAUACCUUGUUUAAUAAAAUAACCUAUGUUUGAAGCUAUCUAACAAAUCAUAGCAAGAAUUUCAUUAAUUAUAUGGAAAUUCAUUUUGGCUCAUUGGUGUAGAUGCACUCGCUGCCGGGCAAACAUAUCUCAAAAUGUAUUUUUUUUUGGAAAAUAUUGGGUUGUACUUGCAUUUUAUGCUUGCACACGAACUUUUGCAAAAAAAUAAUAUUUUUGUUGCCUAUGCAAAGAAAGACAAUUUCCAAUGCUCCAAAACAGCUUUCCACGAUACAUUUUUUGUCCUAUUUACAUGGGCAAGCAAAAUGUUUUUUCAUGCAAAACUUUUGUGAGUGUAUUACACCUAUGAACAAAAACACCGUGUCCUUAGUUAUAUACAAUUUUACUUAUAAAAUGAUUUUUUGUUAGUUUAUGAUUUUGUUGUAGAUACUUGGUUGAAGUGAAAUCUACUCAAAUAUUUCAUAUUGUCUUGCAUAGAAUAGUAUAUAUUUGAAGCCAUCUAAGAGACUCUACCAAAAAGUUAAUUUGUUAUAGACAAUUUAUCUUUUGUAAAUGAUUGUAUUUAUGUGUGAGCUUUUGUUUUUGUUGUAGAUAUUGCUUGGACACAUUUGUGGCUUUGAACAUUUGUGUUUUGUCUUCGUGUUAAAAUAUAUUAAGGUUAUCACCUAGUUUAUUCUCAUCAAGAUGAGAAACAAUGGUGGCCAUGGCUUUUGUCCAAGAAUGCGAAAGCCCUCCAUGAAGAAGCAACCUAGUGAACUCAUGAAAAAGUGUCGCAAACAGUUAAACAAAACUCGACAACAUUAUAGGGUAUCGAUGCCAAGGACAUAUAACAAUGGUGGUAGGCAAGGUGAUGAUCAUCUUUCCAAAAGAAAGACUAGUCAUGUUAUGUCAGUGCCUCACACAAAUAACUUGACUUGUUCCUCUACACCAAGCAAUGGAAUUAAAUCUUCACAUGAGAAUAUCGGCAAAUCUAUGCCCUCUUCCUCACGGAUUGCUCGGAAGAAUAGUGAGAUUUCUAGGCACUAUUCCUUAGAGCCAAACAAUGGUGUGGUUUCUUUUGGGAGAACUGCGAAGUCUUCUUCAAGUCCGAACAAUGGGAUUGUUCAUUUGCAAAAUGAUGUAGAGAAAUCUACGCCAUCUUCCUCAAGGCCAAAGAACCACGGGUAUUCUCCGAAAAAGAAUACAAAUGGUGGUGCCAUUCCAUUCAAGAAUAUUGAGAAGCCUAGGACCACUUCCUCAAGGCUAAACAAUAGCACCGAAGCUUCUCCGUCAGAGAAUAUCAAGAUGCCUAGCUCUUCUUCCUCAAAUAUGAACAAUCACAUGGUUUCUCUUCCAACGAAAAUUAAGAAGCCAAACAAUGGCAUGCUUUCUUUGGGGAGGAAAAACGAGUCGUUGAAGUCUCGGCCCUCUCGUUUUAGGGAUGGAAUUUCAUCGGUGUUGAAGGAUGACUCAAGUUUUAGGUUAGGUAUUUCAAAUGUAUUGCACCCAUCAUCCAUGUUACGCAAAUCGAGGAUUACAUCACGAAUUGUGAAUGAUGAAGUUCAAAAAGAAGAUAUCCCGAUGGUGAUAGAAACUUCGAAUCCUAGCUUAAAGUCUAAGGGUAGCCAAGCCAACACAGCAAUCCGUUGUGUUUCCUUACUUGGUAAGAACCUCUCAAGUUGCCAAAUGGUCGAGGUACCAUGCAUGGUUAGCAACCAGGAGGAACAUGCGGAAUCAAUGGGAAAGAACAUUCAACUUGAUACUAAAAGGCUGAGCAUUGGCCUUUCGGAGGUUGGAACUGAUGAAGACAAGAUUAAGAGAAUGUGGAUGGAGGAGAAGCUCGAUACACAUGAGGACGGUGAAGAUAGUGAAGUUGAGAUUCGAAGGUCGAAGAAGAUAAGGAAAUUUAUAACAAAUGGAGAUGAUGAGGAUGAUGACAAUGCUCAAAAUCUUAUAUGUGCUGAAAAAGGUACCGCUGGAUUUACCGAAGCAAUGGACUCCUCCAUCCAACUUAAAGAUCAAAGCAUUAGGCUUGUAGAAGAUGGCGGAGACAUUAGUGGAAACUCGAGGAAAAGGACAGAACAAUUGCCGGAAGAGAACCCUAAGACACAUGAAGACAAUGAUAGUGAAGAACCUGAUAGCUGUAGGCCAAAAAAACGUAGGAGAAAACUUAUUCUCAUUGACUACGAAGAUGACGAGGAUGGUGAUCAAAAUCGGGCAGGUGUUGAGAUUGGUACUGCUAGAUUGACAAAAGAAACGGUUGUUGUGAAGGAAUGCUCUACCGAAGUCUCUAGUCCAUUUCUGUCUGCAUCUUUAAUGCUGCAACAGUAUGGUUCCCUGCCCAUAGAUGAACACGUUUGGAGCGGAACCUUUAAUAUAAGCAGCAACAAAAAUAUUUCAUUGGCUGCACAUUUGUCAACCAAAUGCUGUGAGGAGGCGUGGAACCUGGCAGAAUCCUUGCAGCAAGAGAUUGUAGUAACUAAGCUUCCUAGGUUGGAGGCUUGGCCUAAGAGCUUUGAGGCAUCAAGGCCCACUGAUGACAACAUUGCUUUGUAUUUCUUGCCCUGCAAAAUGAGGCAAGAUGCAGACCUGGAUCAACUAGUUAAGGAACUUGUGGAGAAUGAUAUGGUCUUACAAGCUGUUAUUGCCGAAGCUGAGAUGCUCAUAUUUCCUUCUAUUCUACUGCCUGAGCAACACAAAACCUUCCAAGGGAAACCAUACCUGUGGGCGGUGUUCAAGCGCAGAAAAAGUAAGGUUGCCACAGUGGAAGCGCAACAUGGGAGAAGACACUGUGCACAGAAGGAGAUUGGAGAACAGCUUGCUUCACAUUGCAGUGUGAGCAAAGAAGUUCACCAUCUUACUGGGUUAAACAUGGACGGUGGACUUGAAACUCCAGAAGAAUCGGAGAUGCAAGGUAUGGAGCAGGAACAGAAUCCCUCUUUGGCUAGAGCCAACACCCAGAGUCCUGCUACUAGAGAUCCAACUAUGGAUGCUACAGGGUCUGCAAACCAUGGACAUACCCACUCGAGAUUGGCUGUUUCUACAGGAGCAAUGUUUGGUUUUGUGGUUCAGCGGGGUCCGAGAAUCGAGCAAUUCAUCCAAGAGUUGCAACGUGAAGGCGCUGUAGUCGUUGCAAUGCGUGGGGAGAUGAUAGGGUCAGGUCUUGGCCCGGCAGCAGCAAGUGGUAGAGAGGCGGACAAGAUGCCACAACCGAGCUCGUCAUGAAUGUGUUGCCAUGGUGUAAAGGUGAUCUUGGCCUUCAGCUGUUCUCGGCCAACUCUUCAGUUCUGCAGGACGUUUUGUAACAGGCAAAGAAGUUGAGUUGCUCCUCAAGCUUGGUCGACCUUUGCGUGCACCACCUUUGCAAAGAAGUUCAGGCUUUUGCUUUCCUGGUAGUGUUGUGGUCAGUACUGUAUCCCUAGUUGUUUUCUACUAGUUUAGUAGAGGUCAAAUGUUUCCCUGGCUAUGCGUUGCACUAGUUAAAAUUUGCCUGAAAUGCAUGCACAUAUUCCCACGCUA